This is a messenger RNA of Suillus subalutaceus, 1863 nucleotides long. RefSeq lists its product as uncharacterized. NCBI's taxonomy places the organism in Eukaryota, Fungi, Basidiomycota, Agaricomycetes, Boletales, Suillaceae. Bases 1 to 1863 code for a protein of 620 amino acids. The record is from RefSeq and is a predicted model, not a curated record. The transcript has 8 exons. Gene Ontology annotation, molecular function: peroxidase activity; heme binding. Gene Ontology annotation, cellular component: cytosol.
AUGGAUGAUCUUCAGUAUUCUCUUGACCUUUUCAAACACUUAGGGCAUCGCUCAGUUUUACCUUUGGUUUCGCACCCUAUUUCUACGACACGCCAAGCUGCAGCGACUGGCGACCUUCCUGAUCUGAAUAACGUCCAAGGCGAUGUUAUAUAUCUCUUUCCUAAAAAAGCCGAGAACUUCGUAUUCUUCAGGAUCAACAGCGUAGUAUCGUUCAGAACUGCUCUGCAAUCCUUCAAGCCAACGACUGCGGAAGACGUGAAAGACAAUCUUAUCUCGAUCGCUGUGGCAAAGGCAAACGCUCAUGAACCAAGCAGUGUCCCGACAGUCGAUAUCGCGCAAUACCAGAUUUCAUUCAGCCGUGCCGGCCUGUAUUUCCUUGGCGUGAACGAGGACACUGGAGAUGUUCGCUUCGACAAGCGCUGCAUGAAUGACGACAAGGAACUCAUUGGCGACACAAAACAAUGGGACCCUAUGUUUGUCAAAGCAAAAUCUGACCCGGUGAACGGAUCAGUGCGUGACGAUACUGGAGCUCUGCAUGGUGUCAUUACUGUCGCCGGAAGCAGCGCCGAGACUUGCACCAAAGCUUCAAACGAGGUCAUAGACCUAUUUGGCUCAUCGAUAACGCCAGUGGAAGGAAGGGCUCGACCACCCCCUUACAAAGGGCAUGAGCAUUUCGGCUUUCGAGAUGGGAUCUCCCAACCUUGUCUACGGGGUCUUGUUAUUCCUCGUGCUGGCCAGCUUCAAGUUGAUCCUGGAGUGAUUAUAAUGGGAUAUCCAGGAGAUCCUGUACGGGACGAUCCGACUACCAAGGUGAAACGUCCGGCCUGGACCAAGGAUGGGACGAUUUCGGUGUUCAGGAAGCUCGAGCAAUCCGUCAUCUCUUUCGAGAAUCAUGUGCAGAGGAAUGGGCCUCGUUGGCGCGAGUUCAUUCCAGGAGGCGAUAUAUCUCCUCCACUCAACAACAAGAAGCUGAAGAUCUCUUCGGGGCACGGUUUAUUGGGAGGUGGAAAUCGUGAUUACUACUGCCCAUUCACUUCACACACACGCAAGAUCGCGCCACGUAAUUUGUAUCCUUACAUCGACGCUAAAUUCCUCGGAUCGGGUUCGAUAGUACGUGCAGGGCUCCCGUAUGGUGAUGAGGUGAGAAAAUUCACAGACAUUUUACCUCGCGGGCUUCUGUUCAAUUGCUAUAUGUCCAGCUUGGACUCAGGAUUCGUUCGUCAUAUGAUUGGAUACGCGAGAAAUGAUUACUGGCCCAUGACAUCCCUAGUGCCACAGAAGAAGGGUCAGGACCCUGUCAUUGGUAGCCCGCCAGUAUAUACACCUGCUCAGCUCGAAGGCCCAUCUCCCUUAGUAAAUUCCGGGGAUAAAGUCGACCUACAACUCGCCGGUGCGGAUGGUGCAACGUUCGAGGUGUGCGGAUUCGCUAAGGUUACCCCUGAGGGUGUGAUUCCACCACCCGGUGAACCGAACCCCUUCUUCAUUGCUGCGAGGGGAGGAGAAUACUUUUUUGUUCCUUCUGUCUCGACCUUGAAAAGUUGGGCUAGUGCAACCACUACUACUACAACUGAAGUUUGCACACUGGCGAAGGAGCAGAAAGCAACGGUCGAUGAUACCAGCAAGGAUUUAUAUGGCCGUUUGUCAUCCUCUACUCAGGUUAAUACCUUCGAUGUCGAGGACAUAUACGUCACGAAUGAGCAGUGUGACAAGAACGUUCAAAUCCGUCUCAACGCAGAACAGAUGGACGACAACACGAUAUCCCAGAUCAAAGAGGUCAGUCUUCCGAUUUCCGUUGGCCUGCUAGACAUGACGGCUGGUGCAGGUUAUUGGUUUCCAUCUCAAACACGAGUACUGCCAGGGUGA